AUGAAAAACCUUAUUAAAAAAACACAAACACCUAGACUAAGAAUGAGUAAACAAAGUAAAAGUAGUCAUAAAUCAUCAAGUAAAAUGGAUUCAUCAGUAUCAUUGUCAAUAUCAGAGAGUGAUGAAUUAGAUUUAGAAGAUAUUUGGGUAGAAAGUCUUACGUCAUUAAGUCCAGAAAUAACAAGUGCAGUAUUUAAUUACAUUUUAAGACCAAGUUUAGAAGAACAAGAAAAAAAGAAGAAUGCUAUGAUUUUACUUUCAUUUUAUAAUGCAUGUAAUAAAAUUCCAGAACUUAUUGAUUUUUGUGUUGAAAGAGAUUAUUAUUGGAAAUUAGACGAUGUUUCAAAGUAUUCACCAUAUUCAACUAUUCUUUCAUCUAUUAUCCACGUGUCAUAUCAAAAUUUUUUUCAUGAAA
Molecule: messenger RNA, 415 nt
Organism: Entamoeba dispar SAW760
Lineage: Eukaryota; Evosea; Mastigamoebida; Endamoebidae
Exons: 2
Source: RefSeq, a predicted model, not a curated record